Molecule: messenger RNA, 2489 nt
Organism: Cucumis sativus (cucumber)
Lineage: Eukaryota; Viridiplantae; Streptophyta; Magnoliopsida; Cucurbitales; Cucurbitaceae
Product: proline-rich receptor-like protein kinase PERK1
Exons: 8
Coding region: 244-2262 (672 amino acids)
Biological process (GO): protein phosphorylation
Molecular function (GO): ATP binding; protein kinase activity
Source: RefSeq, a predicted model, not a curated record
UCUGUGUCAGCUUGUUCAACAUUCUCCACUUCAUUUCUCCCUCUCUAGAAUUUGGACCAUUAUUCUCUUCUUUAUCUAGAGAGAGAAAGUAGGAGAAUUUUGAUUUAUCAUCAAUCUCACAAGAAUUUGGAUUUUAAUUUUGAACCCAUCAUAAUCCUUUUUCUUGUUUAUCCUUUGAUUCUUUUUUUUAAUUCUUAGAGUUUUUGAUUUCGGAUACUUUCAUUACUGAUUUUUUCCAUUUCAAUGUCAACACCUACUCCGGCGCCGACGUCUCCGCCGGCGACCAAUACGACAUCCCCACCGCCACCGACCCCUACUGCUCCACCCCCAUCAACUCCAGCACAACCGCCGCCGUCUACUACACCGCCGCCAACUACCACUCCGUCGCCACCUCCACCUACCGCUGCAUCGCCGCCAGCUCCUUCGCAGCCUCCGCCAACUUCUGCGCCACCUCCAGCCACCCCAUCACGGCCUCCGCCGUCUACUCCAGAGCCCGCCCCGCCCACUGCAACUCCCUCACCACCGGCUUCCACUCCUCCGCCGUCCAGACCUUCGAGUUCUCCACCUCCUCCGUCUUCUACUACCUCUCCGUCUCCACCAACUGGCCGUAGUCCGCCGCCUCCGACUUCUCAUACGCCGUCUACUCCGUCCAGAACGCCUCCUCCUCCUCCCUCAACGCCUUCCUCAUCCUCGUCUAAUAUAUCAACCGGACUUGUCGUCGGAAUAGCAAUUGGUGGAGUGGUAAUUGUUCUUCUGCUGAGUAUAUUAUGCCUUUGUUGUACAAAGAAAAGAAGAAGACGACGCGAUGAAGAGGGAUUUUAUCCACACCCUCCGCCUGACCCUAAAGUUGACCCUUAUGCUGGUCAGCAGCAAUGGCAGAACAAUGCUCCUCUACCGCCUGAUCCUUUAGUUGGGAUGGUGCCAAAGCCAUCUCCUCCACCGGUAGUUGCAUCCCGACCCCCGCAUUCACCAACUGGCAUUCGUCCUCCACUUCCACCUCCGCUCUAUAUGAGUAGCAGUGGAGGUUCGGGCUCUAUGUAUUCUGGGCCUGAAACGCCGCUCCCUCCGCCACCUCCCCCUCAUAUGGCCUAUGGUUUCUCAAAGAGUACUUUUACUUAUGAGGAAUUGGCAAUGGCCACGGACGGCUUCUCGGAUGCGAAUCUCCUUGGACAAGGUGGAUUUGGAUAUGUGCAUAGGGGAGUUCUUCCUAAUGGUAAGGAAGUUGCUGUCAAGCAGUUGAAAGCUGGGAGUGGGCAGGGCGAACGAGAAUUUCAAGCCGAAGUUGAUAUCAUCAGCCGAGUUCAUCAUAAACAUCUUGUUUCUUUGGUUGGAUAUUGCAUAACUGGGUCUCAAAGAUUGCUUGUUUAUGAGUUUGUUGCUAACAACACUUUGGAGUUCCAUUUACAUGGUAAAGGGCGGCCGACCAUGGAUUGGCAGACUAGACUUAAAAUCGCUUUAGGAUCAGCAAAAGGACUAGCUUAUAUUCACGAGGACUGUCACCCGAAAAUCAUUCAUCGUGACAUUAAAGCUGCUAACAUAUUGUUGGAUUUCAAGUUUGAAGCAAAGGUUGCUGAUUUUGGACUUGCAAAGUUUACCUCUGAUGUCAAUACCCAUGUAUCAACUCGAGUGAUGGGUACUUUUGGGUAUCUUGCUCCAGAGUAUGCCUCUAGUGGCAAACUAACUGAAAAAUCAGACGUUUUCUCCUUUGGGGUUAUGCUUUUGGAGUUGAUCACUGGUCGUCGACCAGUCGAUAUGAGUAAUACUGCUAUGGAAGAUAGCCUCGUAGACUGGGCUAGGCCGCUAAUGAACCGAGCUUUAGAAGAUGGAAACUUCGAUGUUUUGGUCGAUCCAAGGCUGCAGAACAACUACAACCACAAUGAAAUGGCUCGCAUGGUUGCCUGCGCUGCUGCUUGUGUUCGUCAUUCUGCCAAGCGUCGACCACGAAUGAGUCAGGUAGUACGAGCGCUCGAAGGAGACUCUUCGUUGUCGGAUCUCAACGAAGGAGUGAAACCCGGGCAGAGCUCAAUGUACAGUUCUCAUGGAAGCUCGGACUACGACACCCAUCAGUACAACGAGGACUUGAGAAAGUUUAGAAAAGUGGCAUUGGGAAGCACAGAAUAUGGAGCGAGCAGCGAGUACAGCGGACCGACAAGCGAGUACGGGCUGUAUCCGUCGGGAUCAAGCAGCGAAGGGCAAACCACAAGAGAAAUGGAGACGAGAACAGCAAAGAAAGAGAGUGGAGGCUUUAGUGGACGCUCUUGAAACAAAGGCUUUGUUUUAAAUUUUCUAUGUAAAGAAACGAACACAGGCUGUUCUCUUGACUUCGAUUGUUACAAGAAGAAAAAAAAGGCAUCAUUUUCAUAUUGAAUUAACCCAUUUUUUUCCCUUUCUUUGGAUAUCUUGUUUUCACAUUGUAUUUAUUAUUGUUAUUAUCAAUAUUAUUUGCUUAUAAUACAAAUUACAAGUAACAUGGUUCUUCAUUUGCCUUA